AAUAGGCAAGUUAGGUCUUGGAUUCCUUGGGGUGCAAGUGAUCUCUCUGUGUCUGGUUUCUCCUCAGAAGAAUUUGAGAUGGCGGGUAAUGUUUGCAAAAUGUGUUGUGAAUGUGAUACAAAGUUCACUGAGUCCUCCCGUGGAUUUCAUUGCCAAAACUGCGGUCGCUGGUUAUGUUCAAAAUGCAUUCAAAGUUUUGAAUCUCCUGUUGUGGUACCAGAUGAUGUGAAGGGCAGAGGUAAUUCUUGGGAGAGUCUCAAAUCUUGUAAGUUUUGUGCUGUGGUUACUAUGAGACUUGAAAGUGGGAGGAAGUAUUGUGAGAAAGUACAUCCAUCACUGUCUCCCCGAGACAACCCAGAGCCCCCAUCCCCUUGUGCUGCGUAUAGUGAAUCGGUUCAGAGCGAUCGUCUUGCCCAAUAUCUUGAAGCUCGUGAUAGUGGGUAUUCUCCCCAGGCAGCAGCUAUCAGGAGUAUGAGUAUGAGUAUGACUUCUUUUAGUGCUCACCCAUCUCUGGUAGCCACUCCCCUUUCAUCCAGUAGGAGCGAUGAAGAAGAUGCCGGGGAUUCUGGGAAGCAGUUUUCAGGCCCUUCAUUUGAUAUUUGUCAGGAUGUUUCAGAUGUAGAUUCACAUAAUAUUAGUGCUAGACAUGAAUUUUACAGUUUUAAAACAAUGGGAUCAAGUCCUUCACCCAGCCCCUCUAGGAACAGUUUUACUCAUAGAGUUGGGCACUAUGUACAGCGGAGGCGAAGGAGCCCAAUGGCUCAGAAUGUUGGUUCCUUUGAUCAAGAAAGUAUGGCUAUUUUAAGAAGGCCAGAGAUACAGCGUGAGGAGCAGGAAAAUAUUGAUAGUUACACUGAUGUCAUGUCAAUUUUUCCAAACCAAUAUGAGAACUCACAAAAACCAUUAGAUUUUGAAAACAAUGAUCUUAUCUGGAAUCCCCCGCCAUCUGAGUAUGAAAAUGAUGAGAUGGAGAGUAACCACUUUUCAUAUGAUGAUGAAGAUGAUGAUGUUGGGGAUUCUGGUGCAAUCUUCUCAUCAAGUGGUAGCCUUUCAAGUCUGUUCCCAUCAAAGGAGAAACAAAUUGAGGGCAGCAAGGAACCUCUCAAAGCUGUAAUACAGGGGUAUUUUAGGGCUCUUGUAUCACAGCUGUUACAGGGGGAGGGCAUUCAAAUUGAAAAAGAUGAUGAUAAAACUGACUGGCUUGACAUAGUCACAUCACUGGCAUGGCAAGCAGCAAAUUUUGUGAAACCUGAUACUAGCAGAGGAGGCAGUAUGGAUCCUGGUGAUUAUGUGAAGGUUAAGUGUGUAGCAUCAGGUAUUCCAAGUGAAAGCACUCUUAUUAAGGGAGUAGUUUGCACGAAAAAUAUAAAGCACAAGCGUAUGACCUCACAAUACAAAAAUCCCAGAUUACUUCUUUUAGGUGGAGCCCUUGAAUUUCGAAAAGUUCAAAAUCAGUUGGCAUCUUUUAAUACACUAUUGCAACAGGAAUAUGAUCAUCUAAAGAUGAUCACCUCAAAGAUUGAGGCUCUUCGCCCAAAUGUUCUGCUGGUAGAGAAGAGUGCAUCCUCAUAUGCCCAAGACUAUCUACGUGAAAAGGAAAUUUCUCUAGUGCUUAAUGUGAAAAGACCAUUAUUGGAGCGCAUAGCCAGGUGCACUGGUGCUCUUAUUAGUCCAUCAAUUGAUUGUAUAUCUUCCUCCAGAUUGGGGCACUGUGAAUUGUUCCGGCUAGAGAAAAUAUAUGAGGAACAUGAGACUGCCAAUCAAUUUAACAAGAAGCUAUCAAAAACACUGAUGUUCUUUGAAGGAUGUCCAAGGCGUUUGGGUUGCACGGUCCUAUUGAGGGGUAAAACUCGUAAAGAACUAAAGAAGGUUAAACAUGUUGUCCAAUAUGCUGUAUUUGCAGCCUAUCACUUAUCCCUUGAGACCUCCUUUCUUGCUGAUGAAGGUGCUACUCUGCCUAAGAUGAAACUGAAACACUCAAUAGAAGAGGGGAUCACUGCUGAUAGUGCCAUUAUAGAUUUCCCUAGUUCUAUUUCUGCAGGUGUUUCUGAAACAAUAGCUGACAUGCCUGCUCGUAAUGAGGUAUCUCUGAGUCUCAAUCCAGAUCAUGGAGAACCAGAUCUGUUCUCUGAGCACCAUGAUCAGAACAAUUUAUUUUCAACCCCUGGUCCUAUGAAUUCUAGAGUUGACAAUGUUCUUUCUGAUGCAUGCAUUGACAACUUAGCACCUAGUUUAGGUUCAGAGUUGUAUUCCUUAGAAGUGGGUAAGGAUCUGAAGGAGCCUAGUUUGCUGCUUCAUGAUUUAAGGGGUGUAUUGCAGCCAGAGUUAGAAGAAACUGUUCCUGAAGAGGAGAGGCAUGUUGGGGAGAUUCAUGAACUGUCAAAAUCUGAAAUGAUUUGUGGAGAUGAGAUUUCCAGUGAAUACUUCUCAGCCACUGACACACACCAAAGUAUAUUGGUGUCAUAUUCAAGCCAUUGCGUGGUUAAAGAAACUGUGUGUGAACGCUCUCGGCUAUUGCGGAUUAAGUUUUAUGGCUGUUUUGAUAAGCCACUUGGGAGAUAUCUUCGUGAUGAUCUGUUUGAUCAGGUAUCUUGCUGCCGAUUGUGUCAAGAGCCCAUUGAAGCUCACGUAAUAUGCUAUACCCACCAGCAAGGGAAUCUCACAAUCAAUGUUAGACGACUUCCCUCUAUUGAGCUGCCUGGUGAACAGGAUGGUAAGAUAUGGAUGUGGCAUCGAUGCCUAAGGUGUGCUCAUGUAGAUGGAGUUCCUCCAGCAACUCGUAGAGUUGUCAUGUCUGAUGCUGCAUGGGGACUUUCUUUUGGAAAGUUUCUGGAACUUAGCUUUUCAAAUCAUGCAACUGCUAACCGUGUUGCAACCUGUGGUCAUUCAUUGCAGAGGGACUGUCUUCGUUUCUAUGGGUUUGGGAGCAUGGUUGCAUUCUUCCGCUAUUCUCCAAUUGAUAUUCAUUCUGUCCAUUUACCACCUUCAGUGCUUGAAUUUAUUGGGCCUUUACAACAGGAGUGGAUAGGAAAAGAAGCAGCAGAGCUCAUUGCCAAAAUGGAAACAUUAUAUGCAGAGAUAUCUGAUGUACUUGACGGCAUUGAACAGAGAAGUAAUUUUAUUGGAUCUGAAUCUUCAGAUUCCAGUGAGUUACUGAAUCAUGUCUUGGAACUGAAAGAUCAGCUUAAAAAGGAGAGAAAUGAUUACAAUGGUCUUCUACAGUCAGUUGUCACAGGGACUUCUCAAAUGGGUGAAGCAGCUGUGGACAUUCUAGAACUGAAUCGUUUGAGGCGUGAACUCCUAAUUGUUGCUCAUGUUUGGGAUAAUCAGUUUCGUUCAUUGGAUUCCCUCCUUAAAAAGGGUUCUUUUGUCAAAGUUUCAGAAGGAAACUCAUCUUAUGCCCAACUGAAAGAGACAAGAAGUGACGAUUCUAAGGAUGAGAAUCUUGAAUAUUGUCAAGAAGAAAAUGUUUCCAGAUCAUCAGACUUACAGGAGUCUCCUAGGAAUGAAAUACAGUUAGAGCAGGAGGAGCCUAGAUUACUAAAGAUUGAAUGUGUCUUUCCUGAAAAAUCAAAUUUAGGCUCAUGUUAUCAAAAGAAAAAGGAGGAUGCGCAUUCUGAUGGAGAAUUUACUGUCAGCAGUACAUUCUCUGAAAAUAUUCCUUCUCUCAUGUCAACUUUGUCUGAGAGAAUAGAAUCUGCAUGGACAGGUACAGAUCUAGUUCAAUUGAAAGUUCAACCUUUGCUAGCAUCUCGGGGAGAUGUCCUCCAAACUGGUUUUUUCAGGCCAUCUAGUAAAGUUGAAAAUCGUUCUUUUAGAAGACUAGCAUCCCCAGUGAGGUUUCAUUCUUUUGACUCUGCUUUGACAUUCAAAGAAAGAAUUCAGAAAGGAUUUCCUGCCACCGCACCAUAUUUGUCAGCAGUUAGAUCUUUCCCUGCUUCUGGAGAUUAUAGGAGUAUGCUUAGAGAUCCUGUUUCAAGUGGAAUGAGAACUUACUUCCAGAUGUUGCCACUCAAGGCGCAGAAGUUAAAUUUGUUACUCAGUUCCACACCCACUUUCAUCUCCUCUGCUUCCCAUGUGGCUGAAGGAGCUAGGCUGCUUCUUCCUCAGAGGACUAGCAGUGAUAUUGUUAUAGCUGUUUAUGACAAUGAUCCUGCAAGUGUAAUAUCUUAUGCCCUCAGUUUGAAAGGGUAUAAGGAGUGGGUUGCUGAUAAGAUCAUUGAGAGUGAAGAUUCUGCUGCUUCUGCCUUAUUACCCUUGGAGUCAUUUGGCAGUGUUGACCUUGAUCAUAUCACCUAUGGAGUUUAUUCAUCGGAAGAUGUCUCAUCAUCAAUUGGUUCCCUCUUUUCAGAUACCAAAAGGUCUCCACAUGUAACCAUUUCUUUUGGGGAUGAUUCUGUUUCUGCUGGUGGCAAAGUGGAGUUUUCGGUCACUUGUUAUUUUGCUAAGCAGUUUGAUUCCCUUAGAAAGAAAUGCUGCCCUAGUGAAGUGGACUUUCUGCGCUCCUUGAGCCGUUGUCAGAAAUGGAGUGCGCAAGGGGGGAAGAGCAAUGUAUACUUUGCCAAAUCACUGGAUGAAAGAUUCAUCAUAAAACAAGUCAAAAAGAGAGAGUUAGAAUCCUUUGUGGAAUUUGCUCCUGAGUACUUCAAGUAUUUGACAGGCUCUUUUAGCUCAGGAAGCCCAACUUGCCUUGCUAAAGUUCUUGGUCUUUAUCAGGUCUACAUUAAACAUCUGAAAAGUGGCAAAGUGACCAAAAUGGAUUUGAUCGUAAUGGAGAACCUCUUUUUCAAAAGAAAAAUAUCAAAGAUUUACGACCUCAAGGGCUCUGCACGAUCGCGUUACAACCCAGAUACUACAGGGACAAACAAAGUAAUGUUAGAUACGAAUCUGUUAGAAACACUACUUACAGAACCCAUUUUUCUUGGAAGCAAAGCAAAGAGAAGCCUAGAGAGAGCUAUAUGGAAUGAUACAUCAUUUUUGGCUGUAAGUUUCUUCGCCCAACCCAUUCUAAAUUUUGGGUUUACUUCUUACUGGUGUAUACAAGCAUGGCACAUUAUUAACGUACCUUUGGUGCGGUUAACAGUCUGUGCACGUUAUAGACUAUUCAUUGCUGGUGGGGGUGGACGAUGAAAACAAGGAGUUGGUUUUAGGGAUUAUCGAUUUCAUGAGGCAAUAUACAUGGGAGAAGCACUUGGAGACAUGGGUUAAGGCAUCUGGGAUACUUGGAGGGCCAAAGAAUGCUUCUCCAACAAUUAUUUCUCCAGUAGAAUACAAGACACGGUUCCGGAAGGCAAUGACCACCUAUUUUCUCACUGUACCAGGUCAAUGACUUCAUGAAUUGUAUCAAUGUAUUCUUUGGUUCUUCAAUGAAGCAAAAUCUAUUUCUCAUGUUCAUUUUUCCUUUUUCCUUUCCCCCCCGAAAGUUUUAUAAUUAUGUAUGGUAAAUAUCAAUGGUCUGAUACCAUUAAGAGCUUGGCUGAAUUGGUUUCUGUUACCAAACUCAACAAUUUUUUGUUUGAGAUCAAAAUCAAAGAUUUUAACUCCU
This is a messenger RNA of Rubroshorea leprosula, 5545 nucleotides long. NCBI's taxonomy places the organism in Eukaryota, Viridiplantae, Streptophyta, Magnoliopsida, Malvales, Dipterocarpaceae. The record is from the annotation of a GenBank genome assembly.